Messenger RNA from Erigeron canadensis, 651 nucleotides. RefSeq names its product probable N-acetylglucosaminyl-phosphatidylinositol de-N-acetylase. The transcript is spliced from 5 exons. The record is from RefSeq and is a predicted model, not a curated record. The annotation marks the transcript as partial. Gene Ontology annotation, biological process: GPI anchor biosynthetic process. Gene Ontology annotation, cellular component: endoplasmic reticulum. NCBI's taxonomy places the organism in Eukaryota, Viridiplantae, Streptophyta, Magnoliopsida, Asterales, Asteraceae. Gene Ontology annotation, molecular function: N-acetylglucosaminylphosphatidylinositol deacetylase activity.
GAUAGCUUUGGGAAAAUAUGGAAUAACAGCACACUAUCAAAGAUUGUGGAAAAGAAAAUUCUUGAUCAUGCAAUUGAAAUUAUUAUUACUUUUGAUGACUAUGGUGUAUCGGGUCAUUGUAAUCACCGUGAUGUACACCAUGGAGUGCGAAAAUUCAUGCUUGAUACUUCACUUCGAGAACUUGAAGCCUGGGAACUCGUCAGUACAAAUAUAAUUCGCAAGUAUUGCAGGCCAAUUGAUAUUUGGUUGUCCUUAUGGAGCGCCCAGAAUUCUUAUAAUGAACGUAUGCAUUGCUUGCUGAAUGAACAUCCCCUUAGAAGCUAUGCUGCAAUGUCCGAGCACCUGAGCCAAUGGGUCUGGUUCCAGAAGCUUUUUGUUUCAUUUUCUAGUUAUACAUACGUGAACACUUUGAGGAAGAUUAUGGUAUAGGCAAGUUUUGAUGAGAAAACGGAGGUGGUAAGAUCUCUCUUGUAGUGUUGUCGACUUGUCGCCACUUGUCAGCCAGGACAACCCAUUCUUUGAACUCAUGUUCCCACUUAAUAUUGUCUGAGAAGUUUAUUCCACAAAUACAGUAAUAUGUAACCUUUUCUACAGGUCCGUUAUUAUUAUUUAUUACAGUAUUAUCUUUUUUAAAGUUUUCUUUUGUCUAUU